Molecule: messenger RNA, 985 nt
Organism: Loa loa (African eye worm)
Lineage: Eukaryota; Metazoa; Nematoda; Chromadorea; Rhabditida; Onchocercidae
Product: DnaJ domain-containing protein
Exons: 5
Coding region: 253-909 (218 amino acids)
Cellular component (GO): endoplasmic reticulum
Molecular function (GO): protein-folding chaperone binding; misfolded protein binding
Source: RefSeq, a predicted model, not a curated record
UUAGAUUCCAUCUUACCUACAUAUCGCAAAAUGGACGAAUGAUUAGUGAACUGAUGAGAUGGAUAGUUGAACAUUGGAAUGAUUCAAAUUACUUUUCACAAUGUUUUCUGGAUAUCGCUUAAUCCUAGUGAAACGAAUCCUUCAUUCAUCUAAUCGAUUCAUACGACAAGCAAUUGAUUAUCAGAAAAAUUACUACGAUAUACUGGGAGUUAGCAUAAUGCGACACAACAAGAAAUCAAAAAUGCAUUCUAUAUGUUGUCCAAAAAGUAUCAUCCGGAUAUCACUGGGAGUGCUGCUGAGAGCAUGCUUACGAAACGAUUUAUCGCGAUUAAAGAAGCAUAUGAUGUAUUGAAAGAUGUAGAGAGCCGGAAUGAAUACGAUGCAUAUCGUGCGCAAACAAGUUGUGAUUACGAUCAGCAAACUUAUAGUAAGCAAAAUACUGGAUUUGGUACCCGGCGAAGUAAUCGUUACGCGGGUAGCAAUCAGUAUCGUAGUAGUUGGCACUAUGAUGAUGCUCAUUUGAAGAAGGUUUUCGAAGAGUUACGGCGUCGUGCAGAUGAAUAUGAAAGAGAGCAAAAAGAACGAGAUGACCAGUUCUGGGAAAGAUUUUACCGGGCUGAACAAGAACGAUAUAAACGGCGGCAAAAAAUGCCACCGAGGCCUAAUGUUAAACUUGCAAUCGAUAGUUGGCUCAAUGGACCAUUACUUCCAUAUUUACCUUAUUUAAGUGCUGCUUUGAUUGUUUAUAUGAUUGGAUUCUUUAUUCUUUCAUUGCACAGCAUUGUCACAGGCAGGGAAACAUUUGCUGGUAUAAAUGAGGACGAUUGUCCACAAACAAAAAUUAACGAAACGAAGACUGGAGAAAGUGAAGCACAUACGGAGAAUUUCAAAUAUGAUCCAUUAUGCUAGCAUUAUGAAUAGAAAAUAAUUCGCAUCUUUCAAACGUUUUGGUUUCAAAUGUAAAGCAAGAGCUAUUAUUUCUGCA